UCCUCCAGUUUCACCAACUACACAGCCUCCAUCUUCUGCAUCUCCUUCUCCACAUAUCCCCGUGACUCAAGUCACAGUGAAACCUUUGGGACUGGGAUUGAACAUGACUCAGUACUCCGCAAACCACGUCACUGUAAAGUUAUUAACGGUGCAUGUUGGACAGGUGGUCACUCCAAAAAUCAACAUAUGUGAGCUCUGUGCAUGCCCAGAUCAGACAAUGUUGUGUACUGGUCUUAGCCCAACACAGAAGCUCCACCAAGUACCGAUGCCAGACACCCACACCAAGAAGAGAAUCUUCACAAUGUUAAAUUUCCAAGGAAACUCCAUUUCUUACUUAGGAGAAAAUGUAUGGAAAACAUACCGUUGGGUUGGCAAGUUAAUUCUCAGUGAAAAUCGCCUGACUGAAUUACAUAAGGAUUCAUUUGAAGGCCUUCUAUCCCUCGAGUACUUAGAUCUUUCCUGCAAUAAAAUACAAUACAUUGAAAGGCGUACAUUUGAACCAAUACCACUUUUGAAAUAUACAAACCUUGGUUGCAAUGUACUCACAGAACUCAACUUUGGAACAUUUCAGACAUGGCAUGGAAUGCAGUUUUUACACCAGUUAAUUCUUAGUCAUAAUCCUCUGACAGCAGUUGAAGAUUCCUAUCUUUUCAAAUUGCCAGCAUUAAAAUAUCUACAUAUGGGAACAACACAAGUGCAACUUACAACAAUUGAGAACAACCUCAUGUUGACCCUUGAGUUGGAAAAAGUGAUCUUACCUCACCAUAUGGCCAGCUGCCUCUGCCAAUUUCAAAGUCAUAUUGAAGUUGUCUGCAAGACAAUCAAGCUGAUUUGUGAGAAUUCAUGGCUGAUAAACACACCACAUUUUCUUGAAGAAGCAACAAUAGGAAAUCCAGAUGGAACAUUCAAGAAGGUUUUAAAGGCCCGGAAGAAGAAUACCGGCACUGAGAUGACUAUUGAACCAGACAGAGAAUAUUCCGAAAAAAAUGAUAUUAACUACUCAAGCUUCUUGAAUGAGCAGUUAGAAAUGCAGUUAAACCAGCAGUUGAGGCCCCUUAUCCCCAAUAAUGAUGUGAGAAAGCUCCUGUCUCAUCUUAUUCGGACUAUACAAUUUGACUGUACUGAAACCGUAGUACAGGAAGUCUGUUCCAAGCUCAUUUCCAGAAUCGGCCUCCUGAUGAAGUUUCUUAGCAAACAGCAAGAAGUCAAGGUGUCCAAGGCCGAAUGGGAUACAGAUCAGUGGAAAACAGAGAACUACAUCAAUGAGAGCACAGAAGGAGGCCAAGGAGAACGGAAACAGUUAAGUCAGCUCGUACAAGAAGUUCCUGGAUAUGGCUAUAAAAACAAACUCAUCUUGGCAAUAUCUGUGACUGUAGUAGUAAUGAUUUUGAUUAUAAUUUUCUGUCUCAUUGAGAUUUAUUCCCACAGAACAGCAACAGAGGAAGAAAAUGGGUCCUCAAGGAAUCCAAGUGAAGUCAUCAUAGAGAUCCCAACAGAUUCUGCCCCAGAAGGUGAAGAGAGUGCAGCAGUUUAA
Messenger RNA from Perognathus longimembris pacificus (Pacific pocket mouse), 1534 nucleotides. RefSeq names its product leucine-rich repeat-containing protein 37B-like. Lineage: Eukaryota; Metazoa; Chordata; Mammalia; Rodentia; Heteromyidae. The transcript is spliced from 13 exons. The record is from RefSeq and is a predicted model, not a curated record. Gene Ontology annotation, molecular function: protein binding. Bases 104 to 1534 code for a protein of 476 amino acids.